Messenger RNA from Agrilus planipennis (emerald ash borer), 1830 nucleotides. It is a transcript of the gene cn, whose product is annotated as kynurenine 3-monooxygenase. Lineage: Eukaryota; Metazoa; Arthropoda; Insecta; Coleoptera; Buprestidae. The record is from RefSeq and is a predicted model, not a curated record. Gene Ontology annotation, biological process: NAD+ metabolic process; L-tryptophan catabolic process; quinolinate biosynthetic process. Gene Ontology annotation, cellular component: mitochondrial outer membrane. Bases 326 to 1657 code for a protein of 443 amino acids. Gene Ontology annotation, molecular function: NAD(P)H oxidase H2O2-forming activity; kynurenine 3-monooxygenase activity; FAD binding. The transcript is spliced from 7 exons.
UGCAUAGGUAACUCUAGCAUAUUAAAGUCGUGUUAGCGUUAAAAAUUGUUUUGUAUCGGAAGCAUAUAACACUUAUUCAUGCAAAAAAGGAAUUCUGUGUUCGACGCAUUUUCUUAAAAAGUUUCCAAUCGCAUGCGAUCUACCUAUACCUACGCGACUGAGUAAAUUGAUAUCGUUUUAUGGUUUUCGAUAUGUAAUACUCCUGGUACUGAAGGUCUUCCUUUAAAGACAAGUCUUGUGGAAAACUGAAAGCUGGAAUCGUAUAACGUCAGUCGUUAUUUUAGUUAUUUGCAAUUCGUUUGGCUGUCGAUACACGUUAACUGAAAUGGAAGAAAAUUCGAAAAGAAUCGUCAUUGUUGGUGGAGGACUUGUUGGGGCUUUAUGUGCAUAUUAUUUUGGAAAAAGGGGCUACAGGAUAGACCUGUACGAAUACAGGGAAGAUAUAAGAAGAUCCAAAUCCCCAAGAGGACGAUCAAUCAAUUUGUCGUUGUCUAAUAGAGGAAGACUAGCUUUGAGAGACGUAGGUUUAGAAGAAGAGGUCCUGAAGAGUGCCGUGCCCAUGGUAGGAAGAAGAGUGCAUUUCCAGAAUGGAAAGGUACAGUCCAUUUUAUACGACGAAUUUACCAAUCAGUGUAUAUACUCAGUUGGGAGGAAUUUCCUAAACAAAUUUCUACUCACAGCGAUCGAAAGUCUUCCAAACGUCCUGCUCCAUUUCGAUUGUAAAUUAAUCGAUGUAAACCUAAAAACAGACGAACUCACAUUUUACAGAUGUUCGUCGCAAGAUUAUCUUCGUGUAACCGGUGAUCUGAUAAUCGGCGCCGACGGGGCUUUUAGUUGCUUGAGGAGAUCCCUCCAGUCCACUCCCCUGUUCGAUUGCUCCCAAACUUACAUAGAUCACGGAUACAUUGAACUCAGAAUAUCUCCCGAGCAAAGUCAUCUAAUGAAGCCGAACCAUUUGCACAUUUGGCCGCGGGGAAGCAUGAUGUUGAUAGCCCUUCCAAACAUAGACAAAUCUUGGACUGUGACCCUCUUCAUGCCUCUCAGCGAAUUUGACCGCUUGGUUUACAAGGAGAUGGUUCUGGAGUUCUUUAAACAAGUAUUUCCCGAUGUUAUACCGUUGAUUGGAACAGAUCAAUUGGUAAACGAUGUAAUCAGAACGAAGCCUUCGGUUCUUGUGUCCAUUAAAUGCAGUAAGUUGCAUUACAGAGAUAAAUUUCUUAUAGUAGGGGAUGCUGCUCACGCUAUCGUACCCUUUUACGGGCAGGGGAUGAACGCGGGAUUCGAAGAUUGUACCGUUCUGAAUAAUCUUUUGGAUAAAUAUUCAGAAGAUUUCGGGCGAGUUCUAGAAGAGUUCACCAGACUAAGGGUAAGUGAUGCCCAUGCUAUAGCAGACCUGGCAAUGUACAACUACUUGGAAAUGAGGGACCUUGUUACACGACCCUCUUAUUAUUUAAAGAAAUGGUUCGACAAACAAAUGCACAGGGUUGUGGAGGACAAAUGGCAGCCCCUCUAUUAUUCCGUUACCUUCACGCACACGAAAUACGAAGUAUGCUUACAACAAAGAGACUGGCAAAGCAAGGUCCUUAAAAGAAGUCUUCUACUUUUCGGAAUCGUAGCAUUGUCUUUUUCUGCUUUAACAUUUAUAAACAUAACGUAGUAAUUAAUUUAUUAUAUAAGUUUUAAACAAUCUUUGCUGCACAUGAGACUCAAUAAAAUCUUCACUUGAUAUUGUUAAAGAGAAUUAUGCAAAUAUUCUUUGCUUUAUCCUAUAUAUAAUCAACUUUCUUUCCCUGCAAUAAUAUUAAGACUUUGAUAACUCGAAUAGCACUU